Meriones unguiculatus (Mongolian gerbil) is the source of this 2638-nucleotide messenger RNA. RefSeq names its product transmembrane serine protease 3 (gene Tmprss3). The coding region runs from base 1 to 1431 and encodes 476 amino acids. Gene Ontology annotation, molecular function: serine-type endopeptidase activity; protein binding. Lineage: Eukaryota; Metazoa; Chordata; Mammalia; Rodentia; Muridae. The record is from RefSeq and is a predicted model, not a curated record. Gene Ontology annotation, cellular component: membrane. Gene Ontology annotation, biological process: proteolysis. The transcript has 13 exons.
AUGGCGGCCCCAGAAAUGGUGGAGCUGGAGCCGGAGCCCAACAUCAGAGGCCCUGAGGUUGUCACCAUGGGGGAGAAUGACCCUCCGGCCACCGAAGCCCCCUUCUCUUUCCGAUCGCUCUUCGGCUUGGAUGAUUUGAAAAUAAGUCCUGUGGUGCCAGAUGCAGAUGCGGUGGCCGCACAGAUCCUGUCCCUGCUGCCCUUGAAGUUUUUUCCGAUCAUUGUCAUUGGGAUCAUCGCCUUGAUCCUGGCACUGGCCAUCGGCCUGGGCAUCCACUUCGACUGCUCUGGGAAGUACAGGUGUCAUUCAUCUUUCAAGUGCAUCGAACUGACCGCUCGUUGUGAUGGGGUCCCUGACUGCAAGGAUGGGGAGGAUGAGUACCGAUGUGUGCGGGUGAGCGGCCAGAGAGCAGCACUCCAGGUGUUCGCGGCUGCUGCGUGGAGGACCAUGUGCUCUGAUGACUGGAAAAGCCACUACACCAAGAUUGCCUGUGCCCAGCUGGGGUUUCCCAGCUACGUAAGCUCGGACCACGUCAGAGUGGACGCGAUCGAGGAGCCGUUCCAGGGUCACCUUGUGUCCAUCAACCACCUCCUGCCAGACGACAAGGUGACCACGCUCCACCACUCUGUGUACGUGAGGGAGGAAGGCUGCGCCUCGGGCCGUGUGGUCACCUUGAAGUGCUCAGCCUGUGGCAAGCGGAGCGGCCCCAGCCCCCGCAUCGUGGGUGGAAACGCGUCCUCGCUCGCCCAGUGGCCAUGGCAGGUGAGCCUCCAGUUCCAGGGCCACCACCUGUGCGGGGGCUCCGUCAUCACGCCCGCGUGGAUCGUCACGGCCGCGCACUGCGUCUACGACCUGUACCAGCCCAGGGCCUGGACGGUCCAGGCGGGCCUGGUGUCCCUGACCGACAGCCCCGCGCCCUCCCACCUGGUGGAGAGGAUCGUGUACCACGGCAAGUACAAGCCGAAGCGGCUGGGCAACGACAUCGCCCUCAUGAAGCUGGCCGAGCCGCUGGCCUUCGACGAGACCAUCCAGCCCAUCUGCCUGCCCAACUCAGAAGAGACCUUUCCUGAUGGGAAACUGUGCUGGACCUCAGGAUGGGGUGCCACAGAGGACGGAGGCGACGCCUCCCCUGUCCUGAACCAUGCGGCCGUCCCUUUGAUUUCAAACAAGAUCUGCAACCACAGAGACGUAUACGGCGGUAUCAUCUCCCCGUCCAUGCUCUGCGCAGGCUAUCUGAAAGGUGGUGUGGACAGCUGCCAGGGAGACAGCGGGGGGCCCCUGGUGUGCCAGGAGAUGAGGCUGUGGAAGUUAGUGGGCGCGACAAGCUUCGGAAUCGGCUGUGCUGAGGUGAACAAGCCCGGAGUCUACACGCGCAUCACCUCCUUCCUGGACUGGAUCCACGAGCAGCUGGAGAGAGACCUGAAGACUUGAAGAGCAGGGAACAAGCCAGCACCUGAGCUCCUGAAAGUAGACACAGCUGGAGCCUUCCCUGGACUCCUGCGUGGACAUCGUGGGAAUGAGGUCCAGCCAGCAGGACGAGCAGCCUCCUUACCCAGACACCUGGCGCUCCUGCUGCUAAGGCCCCUGGUCCCUGGAGGCUGAAAUGGCCUUGGUGCUCUUCCUGUGCUUUACAAGGACAAAAGCACCCCAACUCAUGCACACGAGCAGUACCUCUCCCCGCCGUCCCCCUACGUUUCCUCCUCCUCAGAGCUGCUGCCAGCGCAGGCAUGCCCUCAUGCAAAACUGUCCACAACCGUUGGUGCAGACCUGAGGCUAGGAACGGCUGCUGUGGAUGGUUGAAGAUGCAGUCACUCACCCGUUCCAGCCCGGGGCGCCAGCUCUCAACCCAAACGUCUCCUUCCCAAGCGCCCGUUUCGGGAGUGAACGUGUGAACGCGUGCAUGAUUCAGCCUAAGGUUUUGUUCCGCUGUUGCCUCACUCACAGCAUCUGGUGCUCGAUGAAUUCCCUGUUUCUGGAGGGGGCCCCUUCUCUUAGCUUGGCUUGCGGUGAGGCUCAUGAAGACCAAAGUCAUGGGCUCACCUUGAAAGCCCACCCUCCCCGUGUCAGGAGUUCGCAUUUUCCUGUCAGAACAGGUUUCACAGAAGUAUCCUAUGUUGCACCCUGAGAUCCAUGAGCAGAGUAAGGGACACAGGCCGGGGCGAAGACAAGACUGGAGGACACUGAAAGCAAGUUGCAUAGAGGAGGCCUAAGUCAUUGGGUCUCUCCCACCCCUUCACGCACGCCGAUAACGUACCAGGGACAAUGGCGUCUGGGCCCCUCCUGCAUGGCUCACGCUCCUGUGGUUCCCAGAUUACCCAGGAGCAGAGGAGGGUUACAUGAGGAUGUAGUCAUCGGCCAUUCAAACUUGUCACGGAUCAAGUCAUCAGAACACGAGUCAGUCGCUUUGUGGCUGCAACAGAAGAGGUGUGUGUGUGCGUGUGUGUGCGUGUGUCUGUGUGUAUGCAGGAGUGUGCGUGUAACAUACCACCGAGACAAACUGUCACAAAGCCACUGUGCUUAGACUCAGCCCCAUCCAGAUCAGAGCCAUAACUCGGGUUUCUGUGACUAGGAUAAAUGUCCCAAGACUCAUGGUGGGUGCCUGAAACCACUCUGCCUUACACAGAUGGUUUUUUUCCCC